CCUUUUCCAUUGUGCAUUUGGACAACAAACCAUAUCCAACCUAGCCUUGUUCAGCCAUGGUGUUAGCAGAAGCUGUGGCUGGAGCUGCAGCAGGAGCUCACGCGCUAUGGGAGUACAAUCGAGACAAUUUCCUCUACGACCGCAAGAUGCGUCAAGAGACCGAGCUGAAGAUCUUGGAAUGGCGUGCUUCACAGUCUGAGUUGUGGAGAGACGAUGUCCGAGACAUCAUCGGCCUGACUCAACGGAAGAUGGAUAGUUAUUUGAUUGUGUCCACCCUUCUGCUGGGAAUGUGUCUCGGCCUCUACACUGAAGGGCGCCUGCAGCCCGGCACCCCGCCCUUCCUGAUCCAUUACUACAUGCUGACCCUUUCUGCAGCCUUUAUGUAUUUGCUCAUGUCUGUGUGGCUGGCAGUUCAUGCUUCCAUUGUCGCCCAGUGCUCGGCUGUGCGGCUUCUCACGCAGUUUGUGCGGCUUCCGAUUCCCACCUGGCAGGCUCUUCAGAACAUGCGAACCUUUGCGUGUAACUAUGAGAAGUUGGAUGCCAAGGACAUGCUGCGAGUUCCCUUCACCCGGAACCCCAGCACCAAGGACUCCACGUCGCCCACUGCGGCGCCGCAUCGGUCCGGACGAGCCGGCGAUGUGUCGUCCUGGUCUGCAGGGAAUUUCGGGCCCAUUGACCCCUGGAGAUUGGAGGAAAACGUGGAGGAUAGGGAUUUAUAUGAGCUGCAGCAGAUGCCGGCUCUCCGCCGGCGGCAUGUGCAAUUGGCGAGGCGUGCUGCCCGACAGUUUCAGAGCUAUGACUCAUUUGCGCGGGUGUCGAUGGCCUUUGGCACGCACCAGCUCAUGCAAGCCAUUUGCUACUAUUGCCUUGGCUACGUGGCGUUGCAAGAUGGCUCCCCUUGGGCUUCUGUUGGAGUUCUGAUUCUGAUGUGUGUGAUGACCAUUUCUUUGGUUCAGCUUGACUUUGAGAUGAGUCCCAAGGAGACAGCAUGGGCGCGAAUCUUGAUCGUCGCUGGACCUUUAUGUGCUGGUACAGCGACAUACACUUGGUCAGUGUUCGAAGUUCACGCGAGGCUGGUUCUUGCAUUCCUUCUUCCAUUGACCUAUGCUGCUCAUGGACUGUGGCUCUUUUUUGCCCUGGUCGCUUGUGGCCUGGAAAUGCAGCCCAAGACAGGAGUGAUCCUGCCCCAAAAAUUUCGGGCAGUGCUCUACAUGGAUGUCUUCGGUGUGCUGAAACACCACAAAGGGCCCGGUGUUGCCCGGCCUUCCCGUCAAAGGUCGAGCGAUUCAAGCAUGAGAGAACAAAGUAGAAACCUUUGGGAGUUGAAGCGAGAAAUUCAAGCGAACAUGAAACUCUUCCAGUCUGAGUCAGUCAAAGGGGCCAUGGACGAUGUGGAUCGGCAUCGUGCAGACCGAUUAGUUGAUCGAGCCAGAAAAGCCACCAAGGAGAAGAUGACGGGAUCAAACAUUUCAGCAAUUUCAGCACCAUCUCUGGAUGAGGAGAACUUCGUGCUGAUGAAAGGGUACACAGAUUUUGGCACCGAAGUCGAAUACCUUUACAAUCCAAAGAGUGGAGAAGCAAGGCCAUUUGAGUCAGAGGAUAAGGAGGAGGAGCAGGCUGAUGUGAACGUGAAUGCAGGGGCACCGUCAACAGGGGCAAGUGGAGGGUCCAAGAGAAAUACAAAUGGACGUGGACAAAAGGUGCGCACCAUGACAGAAUUUGAUGCAAAAAUCGAAGAGUAUUGUGUGCAUCGAAAGCAAGAAAGGGCACCCCUUCUUCCACCUGAGGCGCUCCAGUCAACACCAAGUCGAAUCCUUCAUCACGCAAAGCAACAUGUGAUCACACCUGUGGUAACAGCAGUGAAUGCAGGAAUUCUUGAAGUCGAAGAUGAAUCUGAGGAGGAGGAAUUCAAUCUUGCCUCCUGCAGGGAAGGCUUGCAAAACCCUUCCGGAGAAAUGUCAAGCAAAGAUGCAGACUUUGGCCAUGCAAGCUUCAUGAAGGGCGACGAGGACAUUGUGAGCGGGCACGACAAGAUCGACUCCGGGAAGUAUCCCGCGCAAAUCUUCCGAACAGCCACCCUGCUGAUGGUCUUGCUGUGGGUCAUCGGCUUGGCGGUUCCCUUUGGCGUCUUUCGAGAGUUCCUGACCAAGCCUUUGAAGAUCGACCUCACGGUGGGGACCGAGAAGGGGGAAGAGGAAAUCGAGGCGGUGGUGGGCACCAGCCCGAAUGGUCUGCCGGAAUUGAUCCCGAUUUCCCGGCAUCGCAAGGACCUGCAUUCGUUGCUGAAGGGACGACGCGUUGAAGUGCAGUGGCCUUCAGUGGCUCUCAGACCUCGAACUUUGAGCUGCGAUCCAUCAGGAUCGUUGUUGGUCGUGGCAGAUGAUCUUGCAGUUUAUGCUGGUCGAGUUGAGGGUGUCGAUGACACCACGAAGGUGACCUUUGAUCAGGUGCCGCCAUGUGUUGCUUUGGAAGGCCAAGCAGUACAGGAUGUCAGUGUGGCCUGCGGGCAUGCAGGGACGGCUGGUGUGGCCAGUGAGGCUGAGUCUCAUUGCAGAGUGCUGGUUCUGCAUGCAAAGGGCCGCCUGCUGGCAGAGUGUCCACUGCAAGAAACAUUCAGAAGCUUUUCGGACUCAGCUAUUCAGACACGAGUUGCAGCCUUGCCUAGCUCAGAGCCAGAAGAGUGGCAGAUCCAAGACAAAUGGCUUCACCAUGCCAAGAGAGGAGAAGGCAUGGAACGCAUCAAGGCUCUCGCUGCCAAGAGCGAAUGCAUGAUGGGUGACUUCCGUGAGAUCGGCGUAGGUUGUGUGGUGGCUGGUACGUCGGAAGGCCGUGUGGUUGAGCUUCGUGAAAGCCACGUGAAGAUGCAUACCCUGGUGCCCGAACUUCCGCUGGAGCAGCGGAACAAGGCGCUUCGUGCGGGCUCACUGCACUUCUCAUCCAAGGGCUAUGUCAUGGUCCUGCGCCGUGAAACAAGCUCUGUCCAGGCCUUCGAUGCUGUUCAGGGAACCAACAAAGGAGAGUGGCGUUUGCCCACGGACAUUGAGUUGCAGCGCAUUGAAUGGUUGACUCUGAGUGGAGGAGGGGGACGACUCUUUGCUUUAGGUGUGCGAAACCGCCAGACGGAGCUUUAUGAGUUCCCCUUGCCUACAGAGCUCCAACGAGCCGCAGGCGACUUGGAGUGAAAUCGUAGCGGCAUCCCCGAGCGGCAGCGGCAGCGGCGGCGACAUCCGCUGCCGCGGUUCGACUCCAAGACUCAUGGAGCGCGUUGGACUCAUGGAGCGCUCGACUCAGUCUUCGACUCGUGUUUUUUUCUGGUCCAAUUCAUUCAGAGACCGUCCAUGUCGGCCAUGGCGGUUUUUUUGGCGUGCACCGAUAGUUUGUGGGUGUGAAGAUCCACAGUGUUGACCCAACCCUUGAAGGGCUAGUCACCACAGGUCAUGGUCCCAUCCAAAGGAUGUGACCGCGCCAGCGCCCAACAGCUGCAGAAA
This is a messenger RNA of Durusdinium trenchii, 3488 nucleotides long. NCBI's taxonomy places the organism in Eukaryota, Dinophyceae, Suessiales, Symbiodiniaceae. The record is from the annotation of a GenBank genome assembly.